Messenger RNA from Lecanosticta acicola, 1670 nucleotides. The record is from the annotation of a GenBank genome assembly. Lineage: Eukaryota; Fungi; Ascomycota; Dothideomycetes; Mycosphaerellales; Mycosphaerellaceae.
AUGGCUCCCAACGACGGCAAGGUAACUGUUGCUGAAAUCACGAAGCAUUCAUCCGCCCAAGACUGCUGGGUUGUGGUCAAUGGCAAAGUCUAUGAUCUGAGUGAGUAUGACAGAUUUUUAAACGCGAUGUCCGAAUGGUUGACAAUCUUUCGUAGCCAAGUUCGCACCAAAUCAUCCAGGCGGCGCCUAUAGUGAGUCGAUAUGUCCUUCGUAAUAUCGUCCGCCUUCUUGACGUGCAAGACAGUGAUUCACAAAUGGGCUGGGAAAGACGGCUCAGAAACUUACAACCAAUUUCACUCCUCCACCCUGAUCGAAGAUGAGCUCUCACCCGAAGAGAAACUGGGCGACCUGGACGAAUCGACGGUGACAGAUACCUGGAUCGAAGCCCAGAAACGAGAAACAACGCAGAAGGAGGCAGAUCCUAACGAGAAGCCUCCACUGUCAACACUCAUUAACCUCGACGACUUCGAGCGCGCAUUCGAGAAGUCUGGUUCCGAGAAAGCAUGGGUUUACAUCUGGGCUGGAUCGAAUGACCUGUUGUCUCUCUCCGCAAACAAGCAAGCCUGGCAUCGUCUCUGGUUCCGUCCGAGAAUCAUGCGCAAUGUUUCAGCCGUGGAUACCAAAACGAAGAUGAUGGGCGCCGAUGUCUCCAUGCCAGUCUACAUUUGCCCGAUGGGAAUAGCCAAAACUGCCGGUCCACAAGGUGAAGCGGCGCUCGGCUCUGGGGCAGCAGGAUCCGGAAUCGUGCAUUGCAUGUCGACCACAGCCAGUAUGAGCGUCGAAGAGAUACUGGCUAGUGUCCCGCCGACUUAUCCUUACUUCUUCCAGCUUUACGUUGAUCGGAACAGGGCGAAGACGGAGGCUACACUCGCGAAGAUUGAGGGAUACUCGAACAUCAAAGCCAUCUUCGUUACGGUGGACUUGGCUGUUGUCUCCAAGCGAGAAGCUGAUGAACGUCUCAUCGUCCAGGAAACAGUAUCAGUCUAUUCUGGCGAGCAGAAGUCGAAUGUGGACAAGAAAGGCGGCGGUCUAGCCAGAACAACAGGGUCCUUCAUCGAUUGGGCUCUCAGUUGGGAGGAUAUACCAUGGCUUCGAAAGCACACCAGCAAACCCAUUGUGAUCAAAGGAAUCCAAUCCGCUGCAGAUGCCAAGAUCGCCAUGGAGAUGGGAUGUGAAGGCAUCGUGAUUUCCAACCAUGGUGGCCGAGCCCUGGACAAUUCUCCAGCGACACUUCUCAUCCUUCUGGAGUUGAGAAGGGAUUGUCCCAAGGUCUUCUCCAGGAUGGAAGUCUACAUCGACGGCGGAGUCCGUCGUGGCUCCGAUGUCCUGAAAGCGGUCCUUCUCGGAGCUAGAGGCGUCGGCGUCGGCAGGCCAUUCCAGUGCGCUGUGUUGUACGAUAAAGAGGGCGUAGAACAUGCUGCUAGUAGUAAGUGUUUAUCCACAUCCCUUAUCAGGAGACUGAAUAUGCUGACGGAGUUGUCGUUCUAGUCCUCCAAGACGAACUCGAGACCGCUAUGCGCCUCUCGGGGAUCACAUCCUUGGACGCGGUGCGUGGGAAAUUCGAUGAACACUUGAAUACCGUGGAACUGGAAGCGAGUCUGCCGUCUGUUCCAAAGUGGAGGUGGGCUUCGUGGUUGAAUCUGUUUGGAAGUAGACAGUCGAAGUUGUAG